AUGAAGGCCGCCGUCGUCGCUUCCGCUCUCGCCCAGGGUGCUCUCGCCCUCGCCCCCGGCUAUGGCAACGGUAACAACUUCGGUCCCGAUCGCAACAUGACCGGCUGGGGUGGUUUCGGUGGAGGUUUCCCCGGUGGCUUCGGAGGCUUCGGCCACGGUCCCGCGAAGUGCGCUGCUUCUUGCUUCUCAUCCCACUGGGCCACUGCCACCCCUACCCCCGCCGCCUUCUGCUCCGACGCCCCUGCGCUGAAGUCCUGCGUCAGCUCCGCCUGCGCCACCGAGACCGCCGCCCUCUCCAAGUGGUCCUCCGUCUCCUCCUCCGCCUGCAAGGCCUUCACCGACUGUGCGACCAAGAGCACCUUCACCUACAGCGGCGGCUGGUGGGCCACCAAGACCGACGACGCCGUCACCAUGACCGGAUGCCCCGUCGACGGCUUCUGGGGUCCCGGCGGUGCCUGGGGUGGUAUGGGUCCCGGCUGGGCUUACAAGACCGAGACCGACAUCGUCACCAGGACCAUCUCCCAGGACGGUCGUGUCAUCACCACCGUCGGCCCCCAGACCGUCGCCCAGGCCGUCUCCGGCAGCAGCACGCUCCGCACGACCUUCGCCGGCGCCUUCGCCGCCCAGGAGACCGGCACCACCACCAACGCCGCUGCUGGUGUCGACCGCAGUGUCAAGGUCGCCGGUGUCUGCCUCGGUGCUGCCGUCGCUGUUGUCGGUCUGAUGUAA
Molecule: messenger RNA, 729 nt
Organism: Colletotrichum karsti
Lineage: Eukaryota; Fungi; Ascomycota; Sordariomycetes; Glomerellales; Glomerellaceae
Exons: 3
Coding region: 1-729 (242 amino acids)
Source: RefSeq, a predicted model, not a curated record